AUGCUGCAAUCGCUCGUUCCUUCCAAGGCUUCGGCCUUCCUUGCCGUCCUCCUGGCCCUCACCGCAGGAAGCCAAGUCCAAGCCCAGGCGGUCAACUGUCUGGUCACCCCCUCAGACCCCUCAUGCGUCUCUUUCGUUCUUCCUCCCGCAACAGUCACGGCUGAUAUCGAGGGACUCUGCACCCAGAUGCCCUACAUGCCCGGCUGCUCCCUCUACAGCUCCUGCAAGGCCGCCUCCAAGACCGACCAGUGGUGCACCCCCUUCUCCGUCCUCGCCGACAUCUGCUCGGUCGAUAUGCCCAUGAUGAAGGACUGCAAGAACUAUAUCGCCCUCUGCGGUUCCGCUGCAAACCAGACCACUGCCUCAAGACCCUCUGUCUGCACGUCUGCCCCUAUGAUCGAAGCUUUCCCCACCACCAAGAACGCCUCGGCCCUUGUCAUCGACAUCUGCACAGAGAUGGACAUGGCUGGCUGUGAGCGCUGCCCCAAGCCUGCACCAGGUGCCUAUGCCGCCGACUGCGAUACCCUUGGCACCUACGCGAUCCUCUGCAAGGCCAUGCCUGAUAUGUCCCAAUGCGCGACCUGGAAGUCGAUGUGCUCUGCCUCUUCUGCCACCGCCUCGUCCUUGAGCUUCCAGUCGUCUGAGUACUGUGCCGCUGGUGUGGGUAGUCCCGAGAUGAACCCUCCCGCCAUGCGCAUGUACUUCCACUUGGGUUUCUCCGACUACGUCCUCUUCGAAAAGUGGGUCCCCCGCAACCAGGGCCAGUACGUUGGCACCUGGUUCGCGCUCUUCUUCUUGACUCUCGUCUUCCAAACCAUCUCGACCUACCGCACCUGCCUCGAGUCUCGCUGGGCUGAGGAACAGGCGGCCGAGAACGACGACACCUCCAAGUCCGAUUCCUCUGAGCGUCUUACCUCCUUCGGCGGUGAUGGCAAGCAUCGGUCGUCGAUUUUCAUGCACUGGAUCCAGCUCUGGCGCCAACCCUGGUCUCUGAAGGAGGUCAAGCAGAACGUCAUCCGCGCCCUCUUGACCUUUGUCGAGACCACGCUUGGCUAUGCGUUGAUGUUGGUUACCAUGACCUUCAACGUGCCUCUGUUCUUUGCCGUCAUUGCCGGUCUGACCAUUGGAUCUGUUGUAUUUUCAAGACAGCGUUCCGCCGGAGUUGCUCGGGGUGACAGCAACUCCAGCGCCACCGGAUGCGCAGGCUGUGGAUAA
Messenger RNA from Linnemannia hyalina, 1215 nucleotides. Lineage: Eukaryota; Fungi; Mortierellomycota; Mortierellomycetes; Mortierellales; Mortierellaceae. The record is from the annotation of a GenBank genome assembly.